UUAAUAUUCAUAUAAUUACCACAUGUACAAGACACUUGAAAACAUCAGUUGUGUGUAAGUGUCAGACAUGGUGGAAUACGUUAAAUUAAUAUUCAGUUUGCUGUUAGCAAUUUCGGCAAUAAAAUGUGAAAAUUGCGUUACUUACGAUUUCGGAUCUAAUUUUUAUGACAGUUUCAAUAAUGGCAAUACUUUGUGUGCUGGAAUGGCUACCUGGAGAUUGGGUAACUAUAGUUCCCUGGAACUGCAGAGUCCGCACCACGACACUGAUUUGUUUAUAACUCCUGAUGAGAACCUGAGUUGUGUGUCUUCGUACGGGUUCGAGAUGAAGUCGUCUGGCAUUCUGGAGGUGUAUGUUUACAUGGAGUCCACAUCGACUCGGGACCAAAUCGUGGUGCUUGCUAACGAAGUCGCGAAGAGUGGCAACAAUGUUGUCACAGGAACCUCUAUUUUGACGCCCUUGAAGAAAGAUUACUUUGAUGGAUGGCACGUACUAAGAAUAGAUUUGUUCGGGACCGGAAUAUUUAGUGGAUACGUGAGUUUCCUUGGAGUGGCGUCACCAGGUUCCAAAGUCAUAAUCGACUCAUUCCGAUACAUCCCGCCAUCAUUCGACGAAGACUGCCACGUCUACGAUGGGGACUUUGUGACCAGCAGUCCCAUAGAAACGCCAGAACAGACAGAAUCUGAACCCUGCGUUUCGUACAAUUUCGAAACAGAAUUUGACGUCCUAUUCAACAGUGACAGAGGAUUAUGUACAGGGUUCACGCAAUGGGAUUUAAACAAGUACAGUACUUUGCCCAUCGAACAACCAAGUUCAGAGAGCCUUAAGUUCAUUACGCCACAAGCUGAAAUCAGUUGUAUUUCCUCAUUCCCAUUCGAAGUAACAGCAGGCGGUAUUGUAGAAGUUAACGUAUAUAUGGAGUCAGGGUCUAACAGUGACCAAAUAGCUGUACUCGUGAGUAAAAUUGAAGACGAAGCCAACGAUGUUGUGAUUGGUAGUUCAGUGCUCACACCAUUAGAUGGAGCCUAUACCGACGGUUGGCAAUCAUUGAAAAUUCAACUAUUGGGAGUCGGCACAUUCAAAGCAUACGUAUCCUUCCUUGGAUUGGCAUCUGAAGAUUCUAUAGUCUUGGUUGAUUCCUUCAGAUAUAUUUCGCCAUCUAUUGCAAGAGAUGAAUGUAAAAUAUAUGAAGACGACAUUUUUGAGACUACGACAUCUACACCAGUGACGAUUGCUCCUAUAGGAACAGGCAAAGAAUGCGUCACAUACAAUUUCGAAAACAACUUCGAGAAUUCGUUUGAUACCAAUAAUGUAUUAUGCAAUGGAUAUGCUUCAUGGCACUUGGGAGAUUACCAUUCUCUGACUGUCGAAACUUUAAACCCUGAGAGCAACACUUUUAUUUCUCCUAACGAAACGUCUAGUUGCGUAUCUUCAUUUGUCUUCAGAAUGAUACCAGGUGGUGUAGUAAAAGUAAAUGCUUACUUGAAAUCGGCCUCAGAACUAGAUUACGUAAUUGUUUUGGCUAAAAAAGUCGUUCCUGGUGGAGUGGAUACGGUGGCUGGAUUCCAAAUGUAUUACGCCAGUAAUUCUAAUUUCGUGGAAGGAUGGAACUCCUUGGAAGUUACUGUCAAUGACUUCUCAAUCUUCGAUGGCUAUAUUACCCUGAUCGGUUCUACAGCAGAAGAGUCUCUAAUUCUAAUUGACUCGUUCAGCUACACUCCCCCUGACUCGGCAUACCCCUGUGAAAUUUAUUGAAGAUGAAGUUUCGGCUAAAGUAUUAUCUGCCGUCAUAUUGUUGAAAGUAAGGCUGACUCCACUAAGUUUAAGCUAGAAAUAUUUUAAGUAAUGGAACUGAAAUUUAUAUUGGUAAUGGAGUACCCUAACUAUUCAAACUAGGAUAAUCGAGAUGUUUAGUUGUUUUAAAUUGAUGAUCUCUUUCUAAGGCUGUCGGUUAAAAUGGGCGUCAAAAGAGCUCGUAAAUGGUGAGCUGUAACCCCGCCCAUAGUACUACGAAGAAGGAGAAAUAUAUAAUAUGUUAAUAUUUUUAAUGUACAAAUAUUGAAAUAAAAAUUUUUGGUUAAAUAAA
This is a messenger RNA of Helicoverpa armigera (cotton bollworm), 2084 nucleotides long. RefSeq lists its product as uncharacterized. The record is from RefSeq and is a predicted model, not a curated record. The transcript is spliced from 4 exons. Lineage: Eukaryota; Metazoa; Arthropoda; Insecta; Lepidoptera; Noctuidae. The coding region runs from base 68 to 1753 and encodes 561 amino acids.